Ooceraea biroi (clonal raider ant) is the source of this 1212-nucleotide messenger RNA. It is a transcript of the gene slx1, whose product is annotated as structure-specific endonuclease subunit SLX1. NCBI's taxonomy places the organism in Eukaryota, Metazoa, Arthropoda, Insecta, Hymenoptera, Formicidae. Gene Ontology annotation, molecular function: 5'-flap endonuclease activity; crossover junction DNA endonuclease activity. Gene Ontology annotation, biological process: double-strand break repair via homologous recombination. The record is from RefSeq and is a predicted model, not a curated record. Gene Ontology annotation, cellular component: Slx1-Slx4 complex.
UUAUUUUUAAUAGAGGAAAGAGAGAGAGAGAGCGAUACAGAGUACUCUUUUUGCGCGUGCUCAAUUCUACGUUCACAUGCGCUAAUUUAAUUUUGCAUACCGCGAAAAAUUUGAAAAUGUUUGAAUCAUGGAAGAAGAAACUGAAAUAGUGGAGCACUUCUUCGGAGUGUAUUUAUUAUAUUGUACGAAUCCGAAAUACAAGGGACGAACUUACAUAGGUUAUACUGUAAAUCCAAGGCGUAGAAUUAAACAACAUAAUGCCGGUAAGAAAUACGGUGGUGCUUGGAAAACUAGUAACAGAGGGCCAUGGAACAUGGUUUUGAUUGUUCAUGGUUUUCCUAAUAGCACUUCUGCAUUAAGGGACUGUUGUUUUCAGUUUGAAUGGGCUUGGCAACACCCACAUGUUAGUAGACGACUGAAACACAUUCCCAAAAAGAAGUCAUCCCAGAAGAAGUUUGAUUUUUGUCUGACAGUCCUGUCUGAGAUGUUGAAGAUUGGUCCUUGGUGUCGUUUGCCUCUGAUAGUACGUUGGUUGGAUUAUGAAUUCUCCAAGAACUAUUAUGGACGUAUCUCACCACCAUUACAUAUGCCUGUAUGCUAUGGUAAAGUCAGCACUUGUAAGACCAAGAGUACGCAACGAUCCAGAACGGAUGAUAUUUUGUCGCACGAGUUACGUUCGUCUAUGGGAGAAUCACUGAUAUUUUGUUCUCUCUGUGGCUCGAGUGCAACGCAAAAUAAUUCCGUUACUUGCAUGCAGCCAAAAUGUCCUUUGAUCGCUCAUUUAAUAUGUUUGGCAAAAGUAUUCUGCAAGGAUGGAAUGAUUCUGCCGAUCGAGGGUACAUGCCCUACAUGUACAACCAGUGUCCUUUGGGGUGACCUUAUUAAAAAAAAAAAUGGUUGUUAUCAAUAUCUUCAGGAGGCUAAUACUAAUUCUUCUUCCAGCGAUAGUGACAUUUAAGCGCUAAUCACAAUAUGCGUAAAUAAUAGUUAACAUAAUUAAUUUGUAAAUAAUCUUCCAGUGAUAAUGACACUAAGCGAUAAUCACAAUAUGCGUAAAUAAUAGCUAACAUAAUUAAUUUGUAAAUAAUUUGUAAAUAAAAUAAAUUUCAAUUCCAGUGAUAAUGACAUUUAAGCGAUAAUCACAAUAUGUAAAUAAUAGCAAACAUAAUUGAUCUGUAAAUAAUCUGUAAAUAAAACAAAUUUUAAUAUUAA